CCGGCGUUUCCAUAGAUACAACGAAAUCAAAGCAACAACAAGAAGCAUAGACAGAAUCACGACAACUAAUUCCUCCAUUUUUAAAAUUUGGCAGUACAGAAGAUGAUCGGAGCAGGUGAAAUGAAUUACAGAGUUAGGGAUUUGGACUUGGGCGGGGACCUAACUGCAAAUUGGGAACCCCAUGUUAGUGUUCAGGGAUUUGGAGAUCGUGACGAAAUUGGUACACAUCAGCAUCCAGCGUGUAAAAAAACGACACGCUGGCACGAGCUAAACGGAGAUCGUGACGGUGAUGACGUCACCCGUUAGAUAAUGAUCGAUUUGACCAAAUCGAUACUUUGGGGGUGUCAUUUGUCCCUGCUUUUUUUGGAGGGGUGGAUCCGUCCCUACCUAUAUUUGUCAGGGGGUGAUUUGAGGGUUCUGCCGUCAAAUUUUUAUGUAUAUUAAUUAAUUAAUUUUUUAACU
Molecule: messenger RNA, 462 nt
Organism: Rubroshorea leprosula
Lineage: Eukaryota; Viridiplantae; Streptophyta; Magnoliopsida; Malvales; Dipterocarpaceae
Source: the annotation of a GenBank genome assembly